AUGCUGGAGUUGGCAUGGGGCUGGUUGACAUUCUGCAUGUUGUCUUCCUCACUCGAAGCGUUGCAACCUGCAAUUCAGCAGUUGGAGGAGUGGAAAAUUGAUGCUCCGCAGUGCGACAACUUUUGCCAGUCUCUCUUGGAAAAGCUGAUCGAGAAAGAUGCCUUCAACCCGGUGAUUCUGAGAGCGCUGCAGCCCUUGAUGCAAUCAGACACGCAGAAAAAGCUGUGCUGGAAGCAAUUGAUUGGAUGCCUCAGAAAGUUGAAGAAAAGUGGAGGCCAGAACCUGGUUCGAAAGGCCCUAGAUAUCCAAGAGCUCGUUAGCCUUGCAGCGAACGCUAGAGGCUGCCCUGUAGAAAAUGCCCGUCGAACUCUGGAAUCUGAGUGUUGAGGGUUUUGGCUUUAGAGAAGUUCGAGCAUCGGCUUGAGGUCAAUGCACGGGCUUAGGCUUUAAAACUUUAGACGGUUUAGAUGGCUCAGGCCGCGGAUGACCUUGUGGUUCAGACUACGAGAUUUUUCAUCUGUUGCACGUCUCACCCGAAUUUGUACAUCGCUUGCGGCACCAGCACAGGCCCCUCGGAAAA
Messenger RNA from Cladocopium goreaui, 580 nucleotides. Lineage: Eukaryota; Dinophyceae; Suessiales; Symbiodiniaceae. The record is from the annotation of a GenBank genome assembly.